CGCGCCGCCCCAUGUGACCCGGUCCGACAUGGUGUCGCCUCCUCCCGGGGCAGCGGCGGUGGCGGCUCGGGUUGGGCUCCGCGUCGGGCCGGCCCCGCGGCCGCUCAUGGGCAGCCAGGGCCGCUCGGGGCCCCCCGGGAACGGCGGGCCGGGUGAAGGCGAGGGCGGAGAGGCGAGGAAGCUGCAGGAAGGGAGGGUCGCGAGGGGGAAGCGAAGGAAAGGGAAGGGGAAGGGAAAAGCGAGCGCAGGGCAAGGCGGAAGAGGAAGCGGGGCGGAAGGGAAGCCGGGGCCGCAGACGGUGAAGGAGGCAGCGGGGCCGGGGGCUGAGGCGGGAGCGAGGGCAGGCCCGAGGGAGGAAGCAGAGGGAGGCGGAAGCGUGGAGGAAGGGGCGAGAGGCAUCAAGGGAGAUAAGGGGAGCGCAGGAACCGGGAAGGAGGCACAGGGAAAAGAGUAUGGGAAGAAGGAGGAAUGGAGGGUCAGGGCUAGGCGGCGGGAGGGCGUCAGGCCGGGAAGAGCACAGGGACGAGGUGGCCAGGCUUGGGCCGACAUCGCGGGGACGGGGGCGGCCAUGGCGGCGGCUGCCGGGGAGGAGGAGGAGGAGGAGGAGGAAGCUGCUCGGGAGUCGGCUGCCCGCCCGGCCGCGGGGCCUGCGCUCUGGCGCCUGCCGGAGGAGCUGCUGCUGCUCAUCUGCUCCUACCUGGACAUGCGGGCCCUCGGCCGCCUGGCCCAGGUGUGCCGCUGGCUGCGGCGCUUCACCAGCUGCGACCUGCUCUGGCGCCGGAUAGCUCGGGCCUCGCUCAACUCCGGCUUCACGCGGCUCGGCACCGACCUGAUGACCAGUGUCCCAGUGAAGGAACGGGUGAAGGUGUCUCAGAACUGGAGACUGGGGCGCUGCCGAGAGGGGAUUCUGCUGAAGUGGAGAUGCAGUCAGAUGCCUUGGAUGCAGCUAGAGGAUGAUUCUCUGUACAUAUCUCAGGCUAAUUUCAUCCUGGCCUACCAGUUCCGUCCAGAUGGUGCCAGCUUGAACCGUCGGCCUCUGGGAGUCUUUGCUGGGCAUGAUGAGGAUGUUUGCCAUUUUGUGCUGGCCAACUCACAUAUUGUCAGUGCAGGAGGAGAUGGGAAGAUUGGCAUUCACAAGAUUCACAGCACCUUCACUGUCAAGUACUCGGCUCAUGAACAGGAGGUGAACUGUGUGGAUUGCAAAGGGGGCAUCAUUGUGAGUGGCUCCAGGGACAGGACAGCCAAGGUGUGGCCUUUGGCCUCAGGCCGACUGGGGCAGUGCCUACACACCAUCCAGACUGAAGACCGAGUCUGGUCCAUUGCUAUCAGCCCAUUACUCAGCUCUUUUGUGACAGGGACGGCUUGUUGCGGUCACUUCUCACCCCUGAGAAUCUGGGACCUCAACAGUGGGCAGCUGAUGACACACUUGGGCAGUGACUUUCCUCCAGGGGCUGGGGUGCUGGAUGUCAUGUAUGAGUCCCCUUUCACACUGCUGUCCUGUGGCUACGACACCUACGUUCGCUACUGGGACCUCCGCACCAGUGUCCGGAAAUGUGUCAUGGAGUGGGAGGAGCCCCACGACAGCACCCUGUACUGCCUGCAGACAGAUGGCAACCACCUGCUGGCCACAGGUUCCUCCUACUACGGUGUUGUACGGCUGUGGGACCGGCGCCAAAGGGCCUGCCUGCACGCUUUCCCGCUGACGUCGACCCCCCUCAGCAGCCCUGUGUACUGCCUGCGUCUCACCACCAAACAUCUCUAUGCUGCACUGUCUUACAACCUCCAUGUCCUGGAUUUUCAAAACCCAUGACCAUCAGGGCCACCCUUGCCUACGGACCAGGGAAACCAGCUACUCAGGGACCUCUCUUGUUUGGAGGAUGCAGUGAUAACUCUCCCACUGCCCCACUAUGCUCCUGGACCUGUGACCCCAGUGCUUGGGCACCUUGCCCUAGAGUCUGACUCCUGGGGCUUGGGGGCUUACCAGAGAUGCAGUCCCUCCCAGGAACCUGUUGGAGAGGCAGGACCUGCUGCUUCAGAGGAGUAUGGCUGUACCCCUGCCUUGUGUCCCGGAGAGGCCCAUCUUACACCCCUUAUUAGAGCCACGACAGCCUGCAGAGUGAGGGGAGGAGCGCCUACCUUCCCAAAUGGUUCCUUUCUGCACCUUCAUGGAAGGAAAGGUGAGGCUGCCAGUAGCCCCCUGGCACCAGCCAGACUUCACCCUUGACCAUCCUUUCAGGGCCGGAGGUUCAUUCCUGGCGCACUGUGGCCUGGUUUUGCUUUGAAACCAGGAAAGGGCAAAGAGAACCCAGCAGUUCUGAUUGAGUUCUGAGCCAGCCCUCCCUCAGGCUGGCUGUGGAGACAUGUUACAAUGUUCAUUUUUGUAAAAAUAAAGCUUGAUUGUUCA
Molecule: messenger RNA, 2404 nt
Organism: Saimiri boliviensis boliviensis (Bolivian squirrel monkey)
Lineage: Eukaryota; Metazoa; Chordata; Mammalia; Primates; Cebidae
Gene: FBXW4
Product: F-box and WD repeat domain containing 4
Biological process (GO): SCF-dependent proteasomal ubiquitin-dependent protein catabolic process
Cellular component (GO): SCF ubiquitin ligase complex
Molecular function (GO): protein binding
Source: RefSeq, a predicted model, not a curated record